AUGGGUUCAGCAGUAGCAACAACGGCCCCCAGCCGGAGGAAGGUGAGAGAAACUCCAGUCAAAGACAACUGGAAAUGCAUCAUGAUAUGCUUUGCUAUGUCAUUGGCCAAUUGCCAGUAUGGUUAUGAUACAGCGACCGUGGCCGGAUUUCAAGCAAUGGUAGGCUUUCUGAAGGUCUACGGAUACAAAGACCCUAAAUCCAAGAUCGGAUGGAACAUAGAGACUGUUCCACAACAGCUCAUCAGCUCAUUCCUUCAAAUCGGUACCAUCAUCGGCGUUUUACUUACGCACCUCUUUGCUCGUUACUAUGGUCGCAAGCCUGCGAUUUGGGCCGCCUCGCUUGUCUCGUUCGUUGCAGCGGGUCUCCAAGUUGGCACUGAGAAUCUCAUCGGACUCUACUUUGGUCGCUUACUUAUUGGGGCAUCCAACGGCUUCUUCAUCACCUUUGCAAAUAUAUACACCGCAGAAGUUAGCCCGUCCCAUCUUCGUGGCGCUAUUGUCUCCUUCUUUGGAAUCUGGGUCAGCAUGGGAAGCAUGAUGGGCGCCAUUGCCAACCAGUACUCGAAAUCGUACACCAACAAACUCUGCUACCAAAUACCUCUAGCAAGCCUAUUCGCUAUCCCACUCGGAUUAAGUAUCCUCAUGUUCUUCGUUCCCGAGUCUCCGAGAUGGCUACUGGUCCAUGGAAGAUCAGAAGAAGCCCACCGUGCGCUUUCACAGCUACGGGGAGAUUCUUUCGCCGCUCACCCAGAGCUCCUGGAAGAAGAGUUCAUGGAAAUGAAGGAGGGGAUCGAGCGAGAGAAGGAAUUGGCCACAGCGUCAUCCUUCAUGGACAUGUUCAAAGGCACUGACCGUCGUCGGACAUUUCUUUGCUGGGCGGUUGUCCUGUCGCAUUCCUCUUCCGGCAUUUCUCUGAUUGUGGCAUAUGGAACAUAUUUCUUCCAGAUGGCCGGUGUCCAGAACCCCUUCGUCGCCACGAUCCUCAAGUCCUUCAUGGGCCUUGUCGGCGUCGCAAUCGGCAUCUACCUCUCAUACAAGAAGCUCGGAAGACGAUCCAUGAUGCUCAUUGGACAUUCGACCUCUGCUGUAUUCAUGGCGGGAAUGGGCAUCGCGCAAUCUGUAGCACCCGGCACGCAAGCGGCAGGUAAAGCCAUCGUUGGAUGUGCGUUUUGCUACCAUUUCUUCUACAAUGGCUUCUCGGGCGCGCAGAGCUAUCCUGUCGCCAACGAGUUGGUCAGCUCCCGGUUGCGUGUCGUCUCGAUCGGAACGGCCACCGCUGUGAAUAUGGUGUUUGCAUGGCUCACGGCAUUCACAAUGCCAUACUUCAUCAACCCGACGCAACUGGCAUGGGGCGCGAAAAUCGGCUACGUCUGGGCUGGCAGCAACGCCGUGACCUUCAUCUUCCUAUACUUCUUCCUCCCGGAGAUGCGCAACCGCACACUCGAGGAGAUCGACGAGCUGUUCCAGGAGCGCGUGCCGACGCGCCAAUUCGCGAAAUACCAAUGCGUUUCGACCGAGCGCGCGAGAGAACAGGUCAUCCGGAACGUCAAGUUGCAGGGUGAAGAUGCCGACGAUGCCGACUUGGCGGGCGCCGAGCACAAGACGCUCGAAGUCGAGCAUCGUGAGCUUAAAGUGUGA
Messenger RNA from Exophiala bonariae, 1638 nucleotides. RefSeq lists its product as uncharacterized. Gene Ontology annotation, molecular function: carbohydrate:proton symporter activity. The transcript has 5 exons. Gene Ontology annotation, cellular component: membrane. Lineage: Eukaryota; Fungi; Ascomycota; Eurotiomycetes; Chaetothyriales; Herpotrichiellaceae. Gene Ontology annotation, biological process: carbohydrate transport; transmembrane transport. Bases 1 to 1638 code for a protein of 545 amino acids. The record is from RefSeq and is a predicted model, not a curated record.